UAAACUCCACGGUCCGGCCGGGCAACCACAACGAGUCGGUCGAGAUUGCCGUUUGGAUCCAAUUGAAUAUUUCGCUGUUAUCGUGUGCACCUCCCCCCCAAAGUCCUAGUAGUGGUCACCGCACCGGUAAAAACGCUGAAAGGGUUACACUAGAGGACCACGACGAUAGCAACGCCGAAAUAGCAAUACACAAUCCGAACGCUUCAAAAUGAACUUCGCCGUUUUGUUGUUAGUGGCGUUAACCACCCUAGUGGCCGAUAUUUCCACUGCCGCGUACCAGGCCUAUCCACUGGGGCCCGUCACCAAUCAGUACCAUGCACAAGACGAACUGGGCCAGUACUCGUACGGUUACUCGGGCGAUCUGUCCUCGAAGCACGAACAGCGGACGGCCGACGGCAUUACUCGCGGCCAAUACUCGUACGUAGACGCCAACGGGUUGAUUCAGUCCGUGGCUUACGUAUCCGAUCCGGUCAACGGUUUCCGGGCGUCCGGCACCAACUUCCCCGUGGACACCAACGCCGCUCCCGUGCCCGUUGUGGCCGCUCAUUCCGUCGCCGUGCCAGUCGCCCAGCCUGCCGACCAACUUCCCACCGUGGUCGAAGCCCGUCAUCUGGCCACCGCCCCGGUCGCCCAUUACUCUCAAGCACUCACGCCGGCGGGCACUGCCAAAUUGAGUUACGCGAUGCCGCACGCCGCCGUGCUGUUCAGCCGCAAGAGACGCAGCUUGAACUAUCUGUACUCGCCGGCUCCAGCUCCUGUCGUCAAGCACGUGGCACCCGUUGUCCACGCCGUCCCGUCGUACGGCGCCACUUCUUACACUAGCGUAGUCAGACACGAUCCCGUUGUCAAGUACGCCGCCGCAUAUCCGGUACCCGUCGUCCAGUACGCCACCGCUUAUCCCUCGCCUUCCGUCAACUACGCGGCUGCUUAUCCCUCGCCCUACGUUAGUUACGCCCCCGCGCCAUUGCCGGCCGUUGCCGCCGUCAAGUCGCAGUACCACGCUCAAGACGAACUCGGCCAGUACGCGUACGGUUACACGGACGGCGAAUCGGCCAAAAUCGAAUCCAGAUCGGCUGACGGCGAGACCAAGGGAAGCUAUUCGUACGUGGACGAUCACGGCCACGUGCAGUCCGUCCACUACACGGCGGGCCACGAAGGAUUCAAAGCCGUCGGCACCAACAUUCCUGUCCACCACGUUUGAUUCUGCGCGCACACUACCAAAACCACUGACGAAAGCGGCAGCCCAAGAUUCGUCUACCAAUGGCUUUUUUCAAAAUGUAAUUUAACUUCUUUGCUUUCUAUCCAAUAAACAGUUUUUUAUAACAAAA
Molecule: messenger RNA, 1328 nt
Organism: Adelges cooleyi (spruce gall adelgid)
Lineage: Eukaryota; Metazoa; Arthropoda; Insecta; Hemiptera; Adelgidae
Exons: 2
Coding region: 209-1201 (330 amino acids)
Cellular component (GO): chitin-based extracellular matrix
Molecular function (GO): structural constituent of chitin-based larval cuticle
Source: RefSeq, a predicted model, not a curated record